Colletotrichum tamarilloi is the source of this 576-nucleotide messenger RNA. RefSeq names its product proteasome component PUP3. The record is from RefSeq and is a predicted model, not a curated record. Gene Ontology annotation, biological process: proteasome-mediated ubiquitin-dependent protein catabolic process. Bases 1 to 576 code for a protein of 191 amino acids. NCBI's taxonomy places the organism in Eukaryota, Fungi, Ascomycota, Sordariomycetes, Glomerellales, Glomerellaceae. Gene Ontology annotation, cellular component: proteasome core complex; proteasome core complex, beta-subunit complex. The transcript is spliced from 2 exons.
AUGGUCGGCAAGGACUGUGUCGCAAUAGCCUGCGAUCUCCGUCUCGGCCUCCAAGCCCUCACCGUCUCCAACAACUUCCCCAAAAUCUUCCAGUACGGCGACGUCUUCCUCGGUCUCACCGGCCUCGCCACCGACGUCACGACCGUCGGCGACCUCUUCCGUUACAAGGUCAACAUGUACCGCCUCCGCGAGGAGCGCAACAUCGCCCCGACCACCUUCGCCAACCUCGUCAGCUCCUCCCUCUACGAGCGCCGCUUCGGCCCGUACUUCGUCUCCCCCGUCGUCGCCGGCCUUGACCCCAAGACGGGCAAGCCCUUCAUCUGCGGCUUCGACAGCAUCGGCUGCAUCGACUUCGCCAAGGACUUCAUCGUCUCUGGUACGGCGUCUGAACAGCUGUUCGGCAUGUGCGAGAGCUUAUGGGAGCCGGAUCUGGGCCCUGAUGAGCUCUUCGAAACCAUCUCCCAGUCGCUCCUGAACGCCGUUGACCGAGAUGCACUAUCCGGAUGGGGAGCGCACGUGUACAUUAUUGAGAAGGACAAGGUCACCAAGAGACUGCUCAAGGGCAGACAAGACUAA